GGUUCAGUCAGCGGAGUCGGCCGGACCAUGGUAAAUGGCCAUGUACUACUACGCCACGAGGUGGUUCUCCGAACGCAGCCUCGCGCCGCCCCCGCGCAGACACCGCAGCCGCCAGCAGCCGCACGGACAGCCUCCGCCGCUGCCUCAGCAGAGUGCCGCCUCCACGCCGCCUCCGUCGUCGCCCCGACAGCAACAGCAGCCGCAGCCGCCGCCGCCGCCGGUCGCCAAACAGCAGACCAAACAGGCGAAGAAGAGCGAAGCGGCGGCCUCGUCUUCGAGUAGCAGGGGCUCCGAGUCGCCGCAGCCACCAACAUGCGAAAAUCAGCAGCAGCAGCAGCAGCAGGCGCCGAUUUACGAGCAGGCGAACGGCCCUCUGGAGCCCCUGCUGGCCAAAAUGGUGCCCAAAGACGACUACUUCCCAGACAGAGCGUUUCUGUUCGCCUUCCUGCUCUCGGCCCGCCUUUUCGUCCAGCCGCACGAAUUGCUCAGACGACUCUCUCGACUCUGCGAACCCAAAUUGCAGAACGGCUGCUCUGCGGGCCAUUGGGUGCGGCUGCUAGCCGAGUGGACGGCCGCCUUUCCCUACGACUUCCGCGACGAGCGCGUCAUGGCCGAGGUGCGCGAGAUGACGCAGCGUUGCGUGGCGCAGGAGCCGCAGCGUCGCGUGCAGGUGUCGCUGCUGCUGGAAAAGCUGCUCGAGAGACUGACCGCCGCCGAACAAUACGAGCAGUUUGUCCACAAAUCGGCCUCCUCGAAGGUCGACUCGCUCAAGGACCUUCAUCUGGCCGAGUUGACGGCAGCGAGCGGCAGCCCGGCGCGCAUGGCCGCCGCCCUGGCAGUCCUCGAGCUCGAGCGGCUCUCCUUCGUCGGCCCUGAGGAGUUUGUGCAGGCGUUCGCCAGGGAGGCGAACCUGCACUCGAGCCUGAGGGAGGCCAAACGCACCAGCACCAACCUGGAGAACUACGCCGACUGGUUCGACCGGCUGGCCGCCCUCGUCGCCACGCACGUCCUCAAACACUCGCAGGCCGGCGACCGCACCAAGGAAAUCGAGUUUUGGACAAGCGUCGCCAAAGAGAGCGUCCGCAUCGGCAAUCUCAACUCGGCCAUGGCCGUCGUGGCCGCCUUCGACGCCAUUUCCCACGACAAGCUCACCGACACGUGGAGCCAGGCGCAGAUCGAGGAGCUGGCCGACCUGCGCAGACUUUCCACGGAUGACGGGUUUUACAAGGCGACAUUGGCCGCCGCGGCCGCCAAGGCUAAGAAGGAACGGCUCGCGGUCGUCGUUCCCUGCUUCAGCGUCCUACUCAAGGAACUCUUCGCACUCAAUCGAAGCUGCUGUGACAGAUUGCCAAACGGCCAGGUGAACUUUGACACGUUCACCGAGCUGGCCGAGAAGAUGAGCGAACUGAUGGUGUGGACGCGUGCCAAGUGUCCCUUCGAAAAGGAUCAAGGCCUGGCCCUGCUUUUGCAGACCUCGCCCGUGCUCAGUCCCAAAGGUCUGGAAGAAGCUUCUUCAGUGCUGGAGCGGGACGGAGGAAAGUGAUUGCCCCUCGAAUCCAAAUUACGUGCCUGAACCCCGACAGUUUGUGUCGCGCGCGCGCCGACGUGUACUAUUAUACUGUGUAUAUUCGCGCGGGAACGGAGAACGACGAGUUGUUUUAACCACAAAUUAAUAAAUUUAAGCCGGUAUUUA
Cloeon dipterum is the source of this 1693-nucleotide messenger RNA. Its product is annotated as ras-GEF domain-containing family member 1B-like. Gene Ontology annotation, molecular function: guanyl-nucleotide exchange factor activity. Gene Ontology annotation, cellular component: plasma membrane. NCBI's taxonomy places the organism in Eukaryota, Metazoa, Arthropoda, Insecta, Ephemeroptera, Baetidae. Gene Ontology annotation, biological process: Ras protein signal transduction; positive regulation of GTPase activity. The transcript has 10 exons. The coding region runs from base 35 to 1543 and encodes 502 amino acids. The record is from RefSeq and is a predicted model, not a curated record.